GUCAUUUUCUCUCAUCAGGACCAGUUGCGACUAGACUACAGAGCGAGAAAGGCGAAACACUGCAAAUACUUUAGGCUACAGCAAAAAACAGUAAUCCGCUUGGUUGAAUCUCACGCAUACACUGGCGCUUGCUGACUGGAAUACACGCUUACACUGGGAAUAUCAGCGUAUUGUGUUGCUUGUUCUAGAUUCAAACCGCAGAUAAAAUAUAUAAACUUAUUUUUAAAGUCUAUUUUUUCAUGUUAGACUAUAUGCGGUCAAUGGGCUUUUUCCGUCGUCAUCUGUUGAAUAGACUACAGUGCUUUUUCUUUGCUUAUAUACUUUGAGUCGUGGUAUGCAACUGAAAUAAGGAGAGAUAAGGCUACUCCAUACUUACAAGACUUUGAAGCAAAGCAGUAGCUCUGCAGUGCAGUCCGUUUGGCCGAGGAGCAAAGUGGCUGCAUUGGCUUCGUUGAGCGGGCUAGUUCAGCUGUGUUGGUUAGGCUAUUUGUCCAACCAAGUGAGGACUGCGCGCGACAUGCGGGCUUUGGAGUCAAGCAUCAGAGGGCUCUAACCUAUGAAAAGGAGCCGACACCACGAAACCAUGAUGGGAUCCCUGAUGCGAGAUAGAUGGCUCAUGAUCCCAUUGUUGAUGCAGGGCUGGCUGCUAGCGUCUCCAAUCAGUGUUCGUGAGCGCCCCUGUCCUCAAAGCUGUAGAUGUGAUGGGAAAAUAGUAUACUGUGAAUCCAAUGCCUUUCGGGACGUGCCAAACAAUGUGUCUGUGGGAUGCCAGGGCCUCUCUCUGCGCUACAACAGCUUAGUGAAUCUCAACGCUAGUCAGUUCUCAGGCCUCAGUCAGCUUGUUUGGCUUUAUCUCGACCACAACUACAUUAACUCAGUGGACAGCCAAGCCUUCCAUGGGGUACGGAGGCUGAAAGAGUUGAUUCUCAGCUCUAACAAGAUCACACAGCUACAAAACAACACUUUCCAUACUGUCCCUAACUUACGCAAUCUUGACCUCUCUUACAACAAGCUGCAAGCCCUCCAGCCCAGUCAAUUUCUGGGCUUGCGGAAGUUGCUUAGUCUCCACUUGCGGUCCAAUUCUCUGAAAACUGUCCCAAUACGGGUUUUUCAGGAUUUGCGGAAUUUGGAGUUUCUCGAUCUUGGCUAUAAUCGUUUGCGAAGCCUCACUCGAAAUGCCUUUGCUGGGCUGCUCAAGCUGAUCGAACUUCAUUUGGAACACAACCAGUUCUCCAAGAUCAACUUCUCUCACUUUCCCCGCCUCACCAACCUGCGGGCACUCUAUUUGCAAUGGAACCGAAUUAAGUCAAUAAGCCAGGGUCUAACCUGGACAUGGACAGCCUUGCAAAAGCUGGACCUUUCUGGAAAUGAACUGCAAAUAGUGGAUUCCAGUACAUAUCAAUGUCUUCCCAACCUACAGACCCUGAACUUGGACUCCAACAAGCUUAGCAACAUGUCCCAGGAGACAGUGGAUGCCUGGAUCUCCCUGACCACCAUCAGCCUAGCUGGUAAUGUGUGGUACUGUAGCCCCAGCAUCUGCCCCUUAGUGGCCUGGCUGAGAAACUUUAAGGGGAACAAGGAGACCACUAUGAUUUGUGCUGGGCCUAAGGAGGCCCAGGGAGAAAAAGUGAUCGAUGCAGUAGAAACAUUUAGUAUCUGUAAGGUCACUCCCACCACCCCUUUUGUCUCAACCACAGCCUCCAUCAACACCCCAUCUCAGUCUGAGCUCCUGCCCCUUCCCACUUUGUCCAGGGUUGAUGAGGAGUUGACCCGCAGUGGUACGGCCAUCCCCUCCCCUUCUGGGGUCUCCCCUACCACCCCAGAGCAGGAUUUUGAGUAUGUAUCCUUCCAUAAGAUUAUUGCUGGCUGUGUGGCACUUUUCCUGUCGGUGACUAUAAUUCUCCUGGUUAUUUAUGUGUCCUGGAAGCGCUACCCCAGCAGCAUUAAGCAACUCCAGCAGCGCUCCAUGGUCAAAAAGCAGCAGAAAAAAGUGCAGGAAACAGAACGCACCCUCAGCUUGCCUCUGCAAGAGUAUUAUGUGGACUACAAACCUGCAAACUCUGAAACUAUGGAGGUGCUGGUUAAUGGGACUGGACCCUACACAUACACAAUCUCAGGAUCCAGAGAAUGUGAGGUAUGAUGCGUCACCCUCCUAAAAUCCAUUUCCACUGCGAGGCACGAGAGGUACCACAGCAGUUGAGUGCCCUGACGUUGUACAGGUAUGAGCAGCCCAUAGUGGACUAGUGCCAGGCCCGUGGGGCGCUGCACCUCAACAUGGGCUUUGAGCCCCCCUUGCAGCCACAGGGCUGUCUGAGGCCACCGGGUUGCAGGACAGGUCAUACUGCUGGUCUCCCCUCUGCGCCCACCGCCUCACUCACGCGCACGGAACCCCAGUCCCCCCAACAGUGACCUGUGCAGACGGGGAGACCAGACAAGCACUCCCCUCUCCAUCUGGGCUACUGAGCAUGGUGUUGCUACAGUACUGUAUACUGCUGCAGAUCGUGAGGGAGAACAGCUGCAAAUCUGUACUGAGGAAUAACAUUCUGACUGAAGAACCUGUUAUUCAUAGAGAGAAUUAAUUUUACACCAUCACUAAGAAAAAUGAAAAUAUUCAUUAAUGGAAAUUAGAGAGCACUGUUACAAGAUAGCAGAGCAUAUUUUACCCUUUGAUAUCCACUAUUACUGAAAAUAGUCCAAUACACUAUCACAUUCCUUCUGCUACUAAAAUGGUGUCCAGCAUCAUGAGGAGAAAUGGAAAUAAUUACAUGAUUCAUUACUCUCAUUGAACUUAUUGACUCAGUUGCUCACAGUUUUGGAACCUUCCCUGUGUUAAGUAAGUAAUUAAAUACAAAAUGCAAUAAAUAUAACUGGGGAAACAGUAGGGUGAGCAAUGGAAUAGCAGAACAAAUUAAAAACUAACAGAGCUGAAAGGUUUUGUGCUGCUUUUUCAAAUAACACUGCCAGUCAGAGAUCUUAUGCGUUUUCAAGUCCCCGUAGAGAUUUCAUCUCAAUAAGUGAGCCACUCAAAUUAAAUUAUUCACAAGGAGAAGAGAAAACUUGGUAAGUAAUGGGCACACUGUUUUCAUGUCAAGUGUACAGCUGACAUUUCUUUGCCAGAAGUAUGUAUUUUAAUGGAGAUUUUUAUUAUGUUAGUGAUUUUUAUGUUCAUUAUAAUACAAUGCAAUUUUGUCUUAUUUAUUUAGUACAAGGUGAGAAGUAGAACAUUGAUGAGUAAUAGGAACAUUGUUUUCAUGUCAAGUGUAGGCUACAGCUGACAUAUUUUGUCAGAAAUGCAUUGUUUGUACAGUAUUGUGUUGAUAUUGUUUAUAUUCAUCAUGAUCAUCCAUCGCAUUUUCAUGAUUAAUGAAAAUGUAUUUUAUAUUUAUGUUUUUAAAACAUGCCAAUCCUUAUUCUGAUUGUAAGAUCCUCUCUGUCUCUCACAUAUCAUGUGUACUUACUGAAAGGGAAACCUUUUAAUGUGACCUCAGAUCAUGGCAUUCACCAAGAGAUCAGCAGUGAACUCACUCACACUCUUAGAAAACAAAAGUGCUAUCUAGAACCUAAAAGGGUUCU
Salvelinus sp. IW2-2015 is the source of this 3573-nucleotide messenger RNA. RefSeq names its product leucine-rich repeat transmembrane neuronal protein 4-like. The record is from RefSeq and is a predicted model, not a curated record. Lineage: Eukaryota; Metazoa; Chordata; Actinopteri; Salmoniformes; Salmonidae. Gene Ontology annotation, molecular function: protein binding. Gene Ontology annotation, cellular component: extracellular matrix.